Molecule: messenger RNA, 2665 nt
Organism: Oryza sativa Japonica Group (Japanese rice)
Lineage: Eukaryota; Viridiplantae; Streptophyta; Magnoliopsida; Poales; Poaceae
Product: ankyrin repeat-containing protein ITN1
Cellular component (GO): plasma membrane
Molecular function (GO): protein binding
Source: RefSeq, a predicted model, not a curated record
GCUCUCUCUGCCUCCUGAUAUACGAAACCUACGGGGGCGAAGAAGCUGAAGCCGAGGCAAACGCCCGCUCGCUCCCGUUCGUUUCGUUUCGUUUCCAUCAGACGCGCGGCCGCAGCCGAGCGCGAGCGCGGAGGCCGCGAUCCGGCUCGCCUCCCCACCACCUCCCGUUCCGCUCCCUCCCCCCCAACCCCCGCAUGCUGCCUCCUCCCCGUCGCCUCCUCGCCGCCGCCGCCGUGUAGCUCCGUCCCCGACCAUGUCUGCCUAUUCCGACAAAGGGGAGGGGGAUUUGGAGAUUGGGUUGGCGUCGCCGGAGGCGGAGGGAGGGGGUCCUGGAGGGCCGGCGCUGGACCUGUCGCCACCCAGGGCGGUGAGGCGGCCGGGGCUAGUGAUGUCCCACUCCGGGAAGCGGCUGGACCAGUCGCCGGCGGCGUCGCCGUCGCCGUCGCGGCCGGUGCUGGUGAUGUCCCACUCGAGCAACCGGCUGGACCAGUCGCCGGCGCGGCCGGUGCUGGUGAUGUCCCGCUCCAGCAACCGGCUGGACCAGUCCCCGGCGUCGUCGCCGGCGUCCUCCAGGGGCCCCGUGCUGGUGAUGUCCGGCUCCGGUAACCGCCUGGACAGCUCGGGCCCGUCCCCGUCGCCGUCGCCGACCGCCGCGGCGGCUGCUGCGCCGGUGCUGGUGCUCUCGAACUCCGGCAAGCGGAUGGACCAGGCGGGGCGGAAGAAGUACGUCAAGCAGGUGACCGGCCGGCACAACGACACGGAGCUCCACCUCGCCGCGCAGCGCGGGGACCUUGAAGCUGUGCGCCAGAUCAUCGCUGAAAUCAACGCGCAGAUGACCGGCACCGGGGAGGAGUUCGACAGCGAGGUCGCGGAGAUCCGCGCCGCCGUCGUGAACGAGCCCAACGAGGUGGAGGAGACCGCGCUGCUCAUCGCCGCUGAGAAGGGGUUUCUCGACAUCGUCGUCGAGCUGCUCAAGCACUCCGACAAGGAGAGCCUCACGAGGAAGAACAAGUCCGGAUUCGAUGUUCUACACGUUGCCGCAAAAGAAGGCCACCGAGAUAUUGUGAAGGUACUCCUGGAUCAUGAUCCAUCCCUUGGGAAAACGUUUGGCCAAUCAAAUGUGACACCUCUGAUAACUGCUGCGAUUAGAGGCCACAUUGAGGUAGUGAACCUUCUACUAGAGAGAGUUUCUGGGUUGGUUGAGCUAUCAAAGGGGAAUGGAAAGAACGCCUUGCAUUUUGCUGGCCGUCAGGGGCAUGUUGAAAUUGUUAAGGCUUUGCUGGACGCAGAUCCUCAGCUUGCUCGGAGGACUGAUAAGAAAGGCCAGACUGCUUUGCACAUGGCUGUGAAAGGAACUAGUGCUGCGGUUGUUAGGGCACUAGUGAAUGCUGAUCCAGCUAUUGUCAUGCUGCCUGACAGAAAUGGCAACUUAGCUUUGCAUGUUGCUACCAGGAAAAAAAGAUCAGAGAUUGUAAAUGAGCUUCUCCUUCUUCCAGACAUGAAUGUGAAUGCACUUACUAGGGAUCGCAAGACUGCGUUUGACAUAGCGGAGGGUCUUCCACUUUCGGAGGAAUCUGCAGAGAUAAAGGAUUGUUUGUCUCGUGCUGGUGCAGUCAGAGCAAAUGAUCUAAACCAGCCUCGAGACGAGCUCAGAAAAACAGUGACCGAGAUCAAGAAGGAUGUGCACACACAACUUGAGCAAGCAAGAAAAACCAACAAAAAUGUUUCUGGCAUAGCAAAGGAGCUGAGGAAACUCCACAGGGAAGGCAUCAACAACGCAACCAAUUCUGUCACUGUUGUGGCUGUGCUCUUUGCUACGGUUGCAUUUGCUGCAAUCUUCACUGUGCCAGGUGGUAACGAUAACAACGGCGUGGCAAUAGCUGUGCAUGCCGUAUCCUUCAAGAUCUUCUUCAUCUUCAAUGCCAUUGCCUUGUUCACAUCAUUAGCAGUAGUGGUGGUUCAGAUUACACUUGUUAGGGGAGAGACUAAAGCAGAGAGGCGGGUAGUAGAGAUUAUCAAUAAGUUGAUGUGGCUGGCUUCUGUGUGCACUACAGUGGCGUUCAUAUCAUCCGCUUAUAUUGUAGUUGGGAAGCACUUCCAGUGGGCGGCGCUUCUGGUGACCCUAAUCGGCGGAGUGAUCAUGGCUGGUGUGCUUGGUACAAUGACCUACUAUGUGGUGAGAUCCAAGCGCACACGUUCGAUCAGGAAGAAGGUGAAAUCUACAAGGAGGAGUGGCUCAAACUCAUGGCAGCAAAACUCAGAGUUUUCAGACUCCGAGAUAGACCGGAUAUACGCCAUAUGAAGCUCAUUCUGGUUAGUUGAUCUCUCAGCUUUUUGGCAGCCAUAACACCCGAAUGUAAAAAUGAAAUAGGAUGUUAUAAACAGAAUGACCCUUGAGAUUAUUAUUAGGGGUUAACUGUAUACGUUCCAAUAAGCUGGUGUAAUCUGCCAUUUCCUGUUCUUGAAUCAGCAGGAGCUAGCCGACAGUGCUGUUGUAUACUAGUACUACAGAUAGACUGGUUAUCAGAAUAUGCAGCCUCCGCUGUGCUCCAUGUGCAUUGCCUUCAGCUUCAUAUCUUCUUUUUUGAUACUACAACAAUGAUGAUAGCAGAAUGAUAUGUAUGCUCCUCUGUUCUAUCGUUGGCUAUCCUAAUCAUGUUCUGUA